This is a messenger RNA of Physella acuta, 1279 nucleotides long. Its product is annotated as F-box/LRR-repeat protein 21. The record is from RefSeq and is a predicted model, not a curated record. Lineage: Eukaryota; Metazoa; Mollusca; Gastropoda; Physidae. Gene Ontology annotation, molecular function: protein binding. Gene Ontology annotation, biological process: positive regulation of protein ubiquitination.
UAUGGCGAUUUUUAAGAGAAUUUCCACACUUAACUAUAAACCAGCCUUUAGGAAUUUAAAAAUGAAUUACCCUGCAACCACCAAGAAACCUAGGACCACAUCAGAACGUCGUGAGUCUGGUUGUAGCUUUUCUUUCGUGGUCGUCCUCUACUGACACAUCAUGGGCAGUGAGUGGUCUAGAGAAGGGUACUUCCAUCAAAACAAACGUUUCAAACCUGACAACGACCACACAAUAUUGAAUGUAGACAACCUUGAUAGCUCAGGCGAAAGUAGUACCGAGCACGGUUUGUUUACAGAUGCUGACUGGAGCCGUCUACCUUACCUGGUUUUGGUUCAAGUCUUCCAACACCUGGACAACCCAGACAGGUACCACGCUGCUCUCACGUGUAAAUCCUGGCUACUGCCACUCUCAAGUCCAGUCUUGUGGCGCACGGGACACUUCAAGUUAAAUACCAAAUAUGAUAAAUAUUUGCUCACUUUCAUGAGACGGACGGGGAAAUCUUUGCUGCACAUUAGAGCCGAUUGUGCAGCGCAGAAAGCUGGAGACAUCAGCUAUAGCAUAAGAUUCUUGUACCAGUUUAUCGAAGCUCUACUGACCACCAACAACCAACAACUUGUCACUCUCAGCCUGACCGACAUGAAGAUGUUGAAAUUAUCCUCCGUCCACCACAAGUGGGAGGUGGUCGAACAACUGGCCCUUCUGAUAGAAAAUCAGCGAAAUCUUCAAGUACUGGAUCUCAGCCACGCUGAAUUAAAUAUCGAAGAAGGUCUCCGGCUGCUAGAAGCUGCAGCCAGCCAUCGGUGCCACAAGACCAUCCACACCCUGGACAUUAACCGACUCAUUAUACAAAAGGAGUCAGAGGAUGUCAGCACUGAUAAAAAAUUACAUCGUUGCAUGUCCCGUUUUAGCAACUUAUCAGACUUGAAACUCUGCAAUAUCUACAUGUCAGACGAGCUGCUGUACGUGCUAGCUAAGACAGCCAGCCAUAGUCUGCGAUUAAUCUCUAUUAUAGAGGAGUAUGACAGAUUUCACCAUCCUCCAGCUACCAGUGGAGCCUGGCAGUAUCUGAAGUCUGCUUGUCCAAACCUCAACGUUGAACUUUUCAUCAACCCAAGAACGGGUCGGCGGUACGACUUUAUAGCACUUGCAAUUCUGACCCCUUGUAUGCCACUACAUAAAUUAUAUUGGAGCUGUGGCUUAUCAAAUUUUCACCAUUGCCUGGAACACAUAACAGACAACUUUCGGGAAGUUGUUCUAAAGACACGACGAGAAAAUUGA